GAUGGCGGCGCCCGCGUCGGCGGCUGGAGGUGGGCGGAGCUGCCGCCUGCGCGCUGCGGCGGGGCGGCCCCAUUGUGCGGCACUGAGGGAGCCACCGCCUCUUCUGCCGGGGAUGGAGGACGGCGGCGGGCUGGGAGAGACGCCUGUGAUCCCGAAGGCCGGCUCCGGCCUCUCGGCCUCUCAGCGCCGAGCUGAGCUGCGGCGGAGGAAGCUGCUGAUGAACUCGGAGGAGCGGAUCAACCGCAUCAUGGGCUUCCACCGGCCCGCGGCGGGCAAGGAUGAUGAAAGUCACACCGAGUCAAGGCUUCAGCACGAACAAGAUAAAUCAAACUCCCUUCCUAUUCCUUCAGUUUCCAAGCGAAUCGUGCUUGGUGAUUCGGUCUGCAGCGUGGCAGGCACAGCUGACCACGCAGGCAGCAUGAUUGACCUCAAAGGGGAUAAGGACUUGUUCAGUAAAACUCCAGAGCUUGUCACCGAGGGGACAAAUGAGCUCCGGCACCGUACCAGAGGGGAGCUGCCGCCUGACGCUGCCCCACGGCCCCCUAGACAUGGCUUGGAACAGUACUUAUCCAGAUUUGAUGAAGCUCUGAAGUUGAGGAACCAGCUGAUGAGUGAGAAGCCAAGCCAAGAGAAUGGGAAUGCCGGGGAGGAGUUUGACUCUUUCCGCAUUUUCAGAUUGGUGGGAUGUGCUCUGCUCGCCGUCGCCGUCAGGGCUUUUGUGUGCAAGUACUUGUCAAUAUUUGCACCAUUUCUUACCCUACAACUUGCUUACAUGGGUCUGUCCAAGUACUUUCCAAAGUGUGAGAAGAAGGUGAAAACAACAGUCCUGACUGCUGCUCUCUUGCUGUCUGGAAUCCCUGCAGAAGUGAUCAGUCGCUCCAUGGACACCUACAGUAAAAUGGGAGAUGUUUUCACAGACCUUUGUGUUUAUUUCUUUACUUUUAUCUUUUGCCAUGAACUUAUUCUGGUUUUUGGUUCUGAAGUACCGUGAUGGCUGUAGAAUUCCAGGCAGUAGUUACACUGAAGCUUUCUGGACUGUAUUCCUGACUGUGCAGAGGUUUAAACCUUCAUUAAAAUUCUUACCUAUUUGAAUGCUUGAAAGGAGCCUGAAAUCCAGUCGUUUGGGGGAAGGAAGAGCAAGGUCCCAGACUGCCAGUUGUAUGGGUUCAUUUCUUUUUUAGUUACUGUGUCUGCCUGUAACAAAUGUGAAGAGUAGGAUGCAAGUUUCAGUGGGUGAUUUAUUUGGUUUAGUUAGAUGGUGCCCUUCUCAGUCUCCUUCAUAAACAUUUAUAAAGCUGCCUUUGUUCUUUUCCAUGAGAACAAAGAGAAUUCAUUUCAGUGGAACCAUAUAUUAAUAUAUAUAUCUCCAGUAUGACUGUAGCCAGCAAAACCUGCUCAUUUUGUGGUGUUUCCUCUAAUUUUUUGUUUAAGGAAAACUCUAAAUAAAGGAAAUACCUUUAUUCUGCUGUUCAAAUUCAGAAUGCUGAGUUAA
Molecule: messenger RNA, 1492 nt
Organism: Calypte anna (Anna's hummingbird)
Lineage: Eukaryota; Metazoa; Chordata; Aves; Apodiformes; Trochilidae
Gene: CAMLG
Product: calcium modulating ligand
Exons: 4
Coding region: 2-991 (329 amino acids)
Biological process (GO): tail-anchored membrane protein insertion into ER membrane
Cellular component (GO): GET complex
Source: RefSeq, a predicted model, not a curated record